Molecule: messenger RNA, 2967 nt
Organism: Odocoileus virginianus texanus
Lineage: Eukaryota; Metazoa; Chordata; Mammalia; Artiodactyla; Cervidae
Source: RefSeq, a predicted model, not a curated record
GCUAAACUACCUGAAUGAGAGAUGAAACUACUGUCCUAGGACACUGGGAAGUCUGGGGGUGAUCUUAGGUACAGCUCAAUGCAGCAACUGUUCCAUGAAAAUUAUGAACACAAUCGCAAGGGUUAUAUCCAAGACCUUCACAACAGCAAAAUCCAUGCAGCCAUAACACUUCAUCCAAACAAAAGGCCCGCCUACCAAUACAGGCUUCAUAAUUACAUGCUCAGCCGCAAAAUUUCUGAACUGCGCUACCGCACCAUCCAGCUCCACCGGGAGAGUGCGCUGAUGAGCAAGCUUAGUAAUAGCGAAGUGAGCAAAGAGGACCAGCAGCUGGGAUUAAUGCCUUCUUUCAACCACUUCCAGCCUCGGGAGAGAGAUGAAGUGAUAGAAUGGGAGUUCCUGACAGGGAAACUCCUUUACUCAGCAUCUGAGAACCAGCCUCCUCGCCAGAGCAUCAACAGCAUCCUGAGAACAGCACUGGAUGAUACCGUCCUACAGGUGAUGGAGAUGAUCAAUGAGAAUGCCAAGACUAGAGGACGGCUCAUUGACUUCAAAGAAAUUCAGUAUGGCUACCGCAGGGUUGACCCCAUGCAUGGGGUGGAGUACAUUUUGGAUUUACUGCUCUUGUACAAAAGACACAAGGGGAGGAAACUGACUGUGCCGGUAAGACGCCAUGCCUAUCUUCAGCAGUUGUUCAGCAAGCCUUUCUUCAGAGAAACUGAAGAGCUAGAUGUCAACAGUCUUGUAGAGACUAUUAACAGUGACACUCAAUCAUUCUCCUUUAUAUCUAAUUCUUUAAAGAUACUCUCUUCUUUUCAAGGUGCCAAAGAAGUGGGAGGGCACAGUGAAAAGAAAAUACACAUUCUUGUUCCUCUCAUUGGAAGGUAUGACACUUUCUUGAGAUUCAUGGAGAACUUUGAAAACAUUUGUCUUAUCCCAAAGCAGAAUGUAAAACUGGUCAUCAUCCUCUUCAGUAAGGAUUCUGGCCAAGAUUCCAACAAGCAUAUUGAGCUUAUACAAGAAUAUCAGAACAAGUACCCCAAAGCAGAAAUCACCCUGAUCCCCGUGAAUGGGGAGUUUUCCAGAGGUCUUGGUCUUGAAAUGGGAUCUUCUCAGUUUGACAAUGAUACUUUGCUGCUAUUUUGUGAUGUUGACUUGAUCUUCAGAGGAGACUUUCUCCAACGAUGUAGAGACAAUACAAUUCAGGGACAACAGGUAUACUACCCCAUCAUCUUUAGCCAGUAUGACCCAAAGGUAACCAAUGGGGGGAACCCUCCAACUGAUGACGACUUCGUCUUCUCAAAGAAGACUGGAUUUUGGAGAGAUUAUGGAUAUGGAAUUACCUGUAUUUAUAAAAGUGAUCUUCUGGGCGCAGGUGGAUUUGAUACCUCAAUACAAGGCUGGGGACUGGAAGAUGUAGAUCUCUACAAUAAAGUCAUUCUAUCUGGCUUAAGGCCCUUCAGAAGUCAAGAAGUAGGAGUGGUGCAUAUUUUCCAUCCAGUUCAUUGUGACCCUAACUUGGACCCUAAGCAGUAUAAGAUGUGCUUAGGAUCCAAGGCAAGUACUUUUGCCUCAACCGUGCAACUGGCUGAACUAUGGUUGGAAAAACAUUUGGGUGUCAGGUACAAUCGAACUCUCUCCUGACAAUCCAGGCAACACAUAUUGCCUUUUUUAAAGGGGAGUUUACCUCAUUGUUGGUUGUUGUUGUUUAAUUUUAUUAUUGUUAUUUUUAUUAUUAUAAUUAUUAUUGUUAUAAUUUUAUUUUGUUGUCCAGGUCUUAAACUACUCUUGGUUGUCUUCCAAAGAGUGUUUGUUGACCUCAAACAAGAAGAGUCUGCAGUUCACUGAUAUUUCAGAUUUCUACUGAAGUCAAUAGGCAUAUUACUUUUAUGUAUCUUUAUUUGCGAUUGAGUUAAAUCGUGGCAAUCAAAUGACUUUUGAAGCUCAUUCAACAUGAGAGACAGCUUAGAAGAAUGUUCUCUUGGGGCUUUAAGAUGCAAUAUCGACUUUUCUUUCGUUUGUCAAAUUCAAUGUGAUACAAAUAUUUACUGGUGAAAGGUACCACAAAAGUGCUUUAUGCUUCCUAUGGGGAAGGGACUCUGUAACAUAAACUUGAGUUUUGUAAUUUAUACAAGGACUUAAAUAUAUAGACAAUAAUUUUCUUCAUCUUUAGGAUUUUUAAAGUAAAUGAACACUUAUGAUUGUAAGUUUAUUUUUUAAAAAAAGUUUUAAAAAUUUGAGGAGUUUUGUUCCACAAGCAACCGGUACUGGCUACCCUGGUCUUAUGACAAUUAUCUAACUCCUCACAACUGUCUGCUAUAAAUGCGAAUGAACUUUAUUUUCUCAAGGAAAUAUGAUUUAAUUAAAUAUUCAUGUACAUUUUAGAAGCUUUAUGAAACAAUGUCCUUCAUUUGCUGGCAAGAAGAUAAAAUAUGACAGAACCUGGUUAUUUAUAAUAAAACAGGUAUGACAGUAUUCUUUUUCAAAAACACUGAAAAAUUUGUGUUGUUUCCUUUUGGUCAAAUUUGAUGUAUUUCUUAAUGGUCAUAGUCACCAAAGCAUGCUUGCUACAAAGGCUGGAAAUAUUAAUAAGGGAUUAUGGGCAUGAUAUUUAUAUCAAUAUGCUUUAAGUUCUAGCUUUCAUAAAUGAUUAAAAUGAGCAAUUUUUUAGUCAAUAAUUUACAAUCUGGAGGAAGUAUUCCUCUUCGAUCUCAUUAACUUUGUGAUCAAACUGAACCAAGAACAGGUCAAAAACAGAUUUUAAUACAGGUUGGCAGAUGGCACAAAGAUAUGAAAAUAACUGCAGAAAUUAUAAAUAUAAAAUUAAUUUUACAAUUAUAUUGCUAUUUAUAAAACACAUAGGAAAAUGUUUCAUUUCUAUACCAUUCUUUCUCAAAGCUGAAUCAGUAGUGCCCAGUUUGUAGAAAAAUAUAAUCUUAUUCAAUAAAUGUAAGAAAAAAUGAAACUCUG